CCCAUGAAGCCUGGUGGGGAAGUCAGCUGUAUUGCCUCAAUCUCUCUGUCUUUCCUUCAGUCACAACAAUUGAGGUUACUGGCAAAUCCGCUUCUAACCGUGUAUUAAAUUCUCAAACUGCGAUGGAGGUCGUGGUCGAAAAGCCUGUUUCGAGUCCAGUCGCGACUUUGCCCGUGGCCAACGUGGCCUCGUCGUCGACCGAAGAUCCGGAUUUAGAAGAUUUGUACACUCGUUUUAAGCAGCUUCAGCAACAAUUGGAGUUCUUGAAGGUGCAAGAAGAGUACAUCAAGGAUGAGACGCGCAAUCUCAAGAAGGAGUACUUGCACGCCCAAGAGGAGGUUAAACGGAUUCAAUCCGUGCCCUUGGUCAUCGGACAGUUUCUGGAAGCCGUGGAUCAAAACACCGGCAUCGUGGGAUCCACCACUGGAUCCAACUAUUACGUCCGAAUUCUUUCCACCUUGGACCGAGAAUUGCUGAAACCCUCGGCUUCGGUGGCGUUGCACAAGCACUCGAAUGCUUUGGUCGACGUUUUGCCCCCGGAGGCCGAUUCCUCUAUCUCCAUGUUGCAGCCCGAUGAGAAACCCGACGUGGGAUAUUCGGACAUUGGAGGCAUGGACAUGCAAAAGCAAGAGAUGAAGGAGGCUGUGGAGUUGCCACUCACGCACUUUGAUCUGUAUAAGCAGAUCGGUAUUGAUCCACCUCGAGGCGUGCUCAUGUAUGGGCCGCCCGGAUGUGGGAAAACCAUGUUGGCUAAGGCUGUGGCUCAUCAUACGACGGCCUCAUUCAUUCGGGUGGUGGGAUCCGAGUUCGUGCAGAAAUACUUGGGCGAAGGACCCCGGAUGGUCCGCGACGUUUUCCGAUUGGCCAAGGAAAAUUCCCCCGCCAUCAUUUUCAUUGACGAGAUCGACGCGAUUGCCACGAAGAGGUUCGACGCUCAAACCGGAGCGGAUCGGGAAGUUCAGCGAAUCUUGCUGGAGCUCUUGAAUCAGAUGGACGGUUUCGACCAAACCACCAACGUUAAGGUCAUUAUGGCCACCAACCGUCAGGACACGUUGGAUCCGGCUCUGUUGCGUCCAGGACGUUUGGAUCGAAAGAUUGAAUUUCCCCUACCGGAUCGCCGUCAAAAGCGGUUGAUCUUUUCUACGAUCACUUCCAAAAUGAAUUUAUCCGACGAAGUGGAUCUGGAAGACUACGUGGCUCGCCCUGACAAGAUUUCUGGAGCUGACAUCAACGCCAUUUGCCAAGAGGCCGGCAUGCAGGCAGUGCGAGAGAAUCGGUACAUCGUUCUGCCCAAAGACUUUGAAAAGGGAUACAAGAAUAACAUUAAAAAGGACGAGACGGAACACGAGUUCUACAAAUGAGAAGACUCCUUUUAAUGUCCAUUGUUUGAAUGAUUAAUACAAAAAUUGCCCCCUA
Messenger RNA from Tigriopus californicus, 1416 nucleotides. Its product is annotated as 26S proteasome regulatory subunit 6B. Gene Ontology annotation, biological process: proteasome-mediated ubiquitin-dependent protein catabolic process. The transcript is spliced from 4 exons. The coding region runs from base 123 to 1361 and encodes 412 amino acids. Gene Ontology annotation, cellular component: proteasome regulatory particle, base subcomplex. Lineage: Eukaryota; Metazoa; Arthropoda; Copepoda; Harpacticoida; Harpacticidae. Gene Ontology annotation, molecular function: proteasome-activating activity; ATP hydrolysis activity; ATP binding. The record is from RefSeq and is a predicted model, not a curated record.